GGCAAAACCAGACCUUAUAUCCCAGCAGGGCAGCAGCAGGAGGAAAUCAGUGCCAGCUGACUCCGUGGGUUGCUGUCGGUGCUGCGGCAGGAGAAAGCAGCCAUGAGGACAGUCCUGGUCUUUGUCUGCCUGGUGGGGAUGGCGUGCGCCUUCUCGGUCAAGAGCUGGCUGCGGCGAGCCAAGCUGGAUGACUCGGAAGAAAAUGCGGUGUUCAAGAACAGGCACCGGCAUUACCUGUACAGAUACGUUUAUGUGUAUCCCCCUCAGCGACGGUACCAGGGCAGUGACUCAUCUGAGGAAGAGGGGGAUGGCUCGGAGGAGGAGGAGGAAGGGGGGGAGCCGUUUCAUGCUGGCACCAAGGCAGCUGGCCAUCCUGCUGGAGCAGCCCCUGAGGACUGCCAGGGUGGCCUGGGAGGAGAAGUCACAUCCCCCCAGCAGGGCAAGGGCUGCCAAGGGACCCUGAAGGGGGUCAGGCAUGGAACUGCCAGCAAGGGGGAAGACUCUGAAAAUGAAGACAGUGAUGAGAAUGAGGAGGAGGAAGAGGAGGAAGAAGAAGUAGACGAGAACGAGAAUGGCAUCAAUGGCACAAGCACCAACACCACUGAGGGGGCUGAUGGACCUCAUGGCAAUGGCACUGCAGAGGAAGAGGAGGAGGAGGAGGAAGAAGAAGAAGAAGAAGAAGAAGAAGAGGAGGAGGAGGAAACUGAAGCCACCACCAUCGCCAGCACCACCAAUGAAGAGGGGCUGACCCAGGCGACCACUAUGGGUGAUGGGGGACCCACAGAGGCCACCACAGAUGCCACCACAGUUGGGGAGCUGUGGGAGUACGAUGUGACGGUCAGGGACCACGGCCGGGGGGACGAGGGCACCACCGCGGGCGGGUAUGAGGAGCAGGACGAGUACGCCCGCGGGGACAGCUACCGGGCCUACGAGGAUGAGUACGGCUACUACAAAGGGCACGGCUACGACGUGUAUGGCCAGGAUUACUACUACAGCCAGUGAGCGGGUCAGGGGGCAGCCCUGGUGCUCCCCCACCUGCCCCAUCCCA
Myiozetetes cayanensis is the source of this 1048-nucleotide messenger RNA. RefSeq names its product integrin binding sialoprotein (gene IBSP). NCBI's taxonomy places the organism in Eukaryota, Metazoa, Chordata, Aves, Passeriformes, Tyrannidae. Gene Ontology annotation, biological process: bone mineralization; ossification; cell adhesion. The transcript is spliced from 8 exons. Gene Ontology annotation, cellular component: extracellular region. Bases 103 to 1002 code for a protein of 299 amino acids. The record is from RefSeq and is a predicted model, not a curated record.